Eutrema salsugineum is the source of this 2604-nucleotide messenger RNA. Its product is annotated as potassium channel KAT2. The transcript has 11 exons. The record is from RefSeq and is a predicted model, not a curated record. Gene Ontology annotation, molecular function: voltage-gated potassium channel activity. Lineage: Eukaryota; Viridiplantae; Streptophyta; Magnoliopsida; Brassicales; Brassicaceae. Gene Ontology annotation, biological process: potassium ion transport; transmembrane transport. Gene Ontology annotation, cellular component: membrane. The coding region runs from base 535 to 2532 and encodes 665 amino acids.
CAGUCACAAUCUUAUCAAGUAGAAACUCCAUUACCAGAUUGCGUCCUCUUUCUCCUUCUUACUCUCCAAUUUUCAAAUCUUUACUUCCUGUCAGGAAGAAGAGACUCAGAGCAUUGCUGCUGUAAAAAAUCUCAAUGUCUGCCACUCAAAUAGAUCUUACUUGUUAAUUUUUCUUCCUCCAAAUGUACCAACACUACUCUGUUCCGUGAACCGCUUCAGUUUUCACCCUCUUAAUCAUUUCUUGUGUAAACCUCCUUGUGUGUUUUUGCAGCAUUAAUGCUGCACUGAGUCUGUGCAAACAAGUUACAAACCUUUUCCUGCGAAAAAGUUUCGUUUUUACCUCCUUUUGAGAAAACGAUAAAACUUGGGUCAGAUCAAGUUGGUGUACUAAAGGUCAGAACCAACGUGAGAGAGAGAGAGAGAGAGAAAGAGAGAGAAAAGAGAAAAGUUCGUUAGCUUGUGAAACUUUGUCACAAGUUUCUUUACUAUAACUACCUUUAUUGAGGAGGAAGCCUUAAACGUUUAGACAAAAAGAUGUCAAUCUCUUGCACCAGAAACUUCUUCGAAAGAUUCUGCGUGGAAGAAUACAAUAUGGACACAAUGAAACACAGCAGUGUCCUCACUGCUGAUCUCUUGCCAUCUCUUGGAGCAAGAAUUAACCAAUCAACCAAGCUCCGCAAACACAUAGUAUCUCCUUUCGAUCCACGUUUCAGGGCAUGGGAGAUGUGGCUGGUCAUUCUCGUGAUUUACUCAGCUUGGAUUUGUCCUUUUGAAGUUGCAUUCAUCACCUACAAGAAAGACGCUCUGUUCAUUGUAGAUAACAUUGUCAAUGGCUUCUUUGCCAUUGAUAUCAUUCUCACCUUCUUCGUUGCCUAUCUAGACCGCCACUCUUAUCUUCUAGUCGAUAAUCCUAAGAAAAUAGCUAUAAGGUACCUAUCGACUUGGUUCGCUUUUGAUGUCUGCUCGACAGCUCCGUUUCAGUCACUUAGUCUUCUGUUCAAUUACAAUGGAAGCGAAAUAGGAUUCAGAGUUCUUAGUAUGCUCAGGCUCUGGCGUCUCAGACGAGUUAGCUCUCUGUUUGCAAGGCUUGAGAAAGAUAUCCGCUUCAACUAUUUCUGGACACGAUGCACAAAACUCAUUUCGGUCACACUGUUUACAGUACAUUGUGCUGGCUGCUUCAACUACCUCAUUGCAGAUCGAUACCCUGAUCCAAGAAAAACAUGGAUUGGAGAUGUGUACCCAGAAUUCAAGAAGGCAAGCCUUUGGAGUAGAUAUGUGACUGCUCUUUACUGGUCAAUUACGACAUUAACAACAACAGGAUAUGGAGACUUACAUGCUCAGAAUCCGAGGGAAAUGUUGUUCGAUGUCUUUUACAUGCUCUUCAACCUUGGUUUCACAUCUUACCUGAUUGGAAAUAUGACCAACCUUGUCGUUCACUGGACUAGCCGCACCAGAACCUUUAGAGAUACUGUUAGAGCUGCUUCAGAGUUUGCAUCAAGAAACCAGCUCCCACCAAACAUACAGGACCAGAUGUUAUCACACAUUUGCUUAAAGUUCAAAACAGAGGGUCUGAAACAACAGGAAGCCUUGAAUGGUUUGCCGAAAGCAAUACGGUCAAGCAUUGCAAACUAUCUCUUCUUCCCAAUUGUUCAGAACGUCUACCUCUUCCAAGGAGUUUCUCGCAACUUCCUAUUUCAGUUGGUUUCAGAUAUAGAUGCCGAGUAUUUCCCACCAAGAGAAGAUGUAAUACUACAGAACGAGGCUCCUACAGACCUUUAUAUCCUUGUCUCAGGAGCAGUGGAUUUUACUGCUUACAUUGACGGAGAAAACCAGAUUCAAGGCAAGGCAGUUGUUGGAGAUGCAUUUGGAGAGAUUGGAGUUUUAUGCUACAAACCACAACCUUUCACAGUUAGGACAAGAGAACUAUCUCAAAUACUACGUGUAAGCAAAACAUCUCUAAUGAGUGCUAUGCGAUCUCAUAUUGAAGAUGGACGUGUCAUAAUGAACAAUCUCUUCAUGAAGCUCAGAGGGCAACAGUCAAUAGCAAUCGAUGAUCCAAACAACCAACCAGACUUCCUCCUCCAAGAGUGGCUCGGUGGUGGUCCAAAGAGAGGAGAAGGAAAUGCCAGACAUCAAGGACAUGGGCACAAAUAUUUACAACUGAAUGAUUCAGAACAUUUCGAUUUGGAUUCAAGAAAAGAGGGUUAUGGUGAAACAAGAAGAGGUCAAGAACAGAAGAUGGAGAUAGCAGAAGGGGGAAAACCAAACAAAACUAGUGAACAUGAAGCUACAAAACCAAAAGAUAUGAGAGUUACCAUACACUUGAAGUCUCACGGAAAAGAUUUGUCGAAGCUAGUAAUAUUACCUGCUUCCAUAGAAGAGCUGCUAAGACUUGCAGGUGAGAAAUUUGGAGACAGAAGUUUCACAAUGGUCAAAAAUGCGGAAAACGCAGAAAUAGAUGAUGUACAUGUCAUUAGAGACGGUGAUCAUUUGUUUUUCUCCAUCAGUGAGAACGAAGAUAAAGAGUCUUAACGUGAAUUGUAUAAUCAAUAUUAUUAGCCUUUCCAACAUUGAGAGUGUAUGUAUAUCAUUGAUGUAAUCAUU